AUUGCAGCCCGGCCUCCUUGCUCCGUGUGAGCCACUCUGCAACUCCCAUCAAGUCCCCUCAGAGAGGCCAGGACACGUGGACUUCACUGGCUUCCUGCAGCGUCUCUCCUGAGCAGCUCCUUGCACCGCCCCCCAAGAGCACCGGAGAGUAAGCUGAAGGUCCUCCACGCUGCUUAGGGGUCUUUGUCCUGGGACCAGCCCGAGUGAAUCCACUCAGGGAUCCUCGCGAGAAUACCCACUCCGCUACCAGCCCACCCUGAAGCCCGCCCUGAGGAAGUGACCGAGUCAGAGUAUCAGCUACGGGAGCCCACAGGCCAGUCUGUCCUUCUUGGCGGCCACCCACCAAGCUGAGCGCUGGGGCCCAGGAUUCAGGAGAGCUGACAUGGCCUGAGUUUGUAAUUAGAAAAACAAGGCUACAAAAAGUAUAUACAAUAAGUAAUAAACAAAAACUCCAUGGAGUCUUGGCCGUGCCUCUGCCCAGGACCCCAGUGUGGGUUGGCGGUAUGGCUGGUGCCCGCCGGCCCCGGGUCCGGGCCGUCUGCCGUCCAUGGUCUGCAUUACGGGACACCUGACGUGGUGGCCGUGACGCAGACGAUGGCAUCUUUCUGCCAGCUUCUGAUGCCUGGGCCGAGCGUUUCCCCGCGGGGAGAGAGGCUCCAAAAGGGGAGCCCAGGGCAGGUCCCGAGGCCGGGAACGCCCCGCGCGGCGGCCCCGGGAGGGCGCCGUUCCCAUGGUAACGGGAGCUUAAGCAAACGCGGUGGCCGGGAGACCGCGCGGGAUCUGCGCCGCCCUCGGGCCCAGGAUGAUGACGUGACUCUGGCUGCUGCUGAAGGGUCUCAUCUGCUUCCCCAACAUGUCAGAUGAAAAUAAUCAGCCAUCAGGAGGAGCAUCGCCUCCUUACCCUCCCACAACUUCCGGACAUUCUGCACAGACCUUAUCUUCAGAGGAAGAGGAUAAUGAGGGAGAUGAGGAGCGUUCAGGGGGAGAAUCUCUAUUUCCUGAAAAGGAGAAUGUGGAGGUGAAUGAGCAUCUGGAAGAAGAAGAAUUCCUUUCCAACCUAGAGGAAGACCAGUAUCUGGAGGAAGAAACAAACCUGAAAGGAAAGGAUUAUCUGUAUGAACAGAAGUAUCUGAAUAAAGCAAAGUACCUACAGAAGGAAAAGCAUCUAGAAAAAAAAGAACAUCUGCUGGAAAAGUAUCUGGAAAAGGGUGAGUGUCUUGAGGAGAGAGAGUAUGUAGGAAAGGGUAAGUAUCUGAAAGGAAAAGAGCAUCUGGAAGGGAGUGAGCUGGAGGAGGACCUGCCAAAAGACGGUAGCUCCAGUUCACAACACCCAGGAAAAAACAACAAACCAGAUACAGACAGCCAAAGCUCACACUGUCAACCCUACCCACGUGGCCUCCUUGUGCUAUUGCUAGAAGCAGCUAAUAUGCCUUCACACAUAGACCCAAAUGAAUUCAAGGUGGCUGAUUCAUCACAAAUUCUGCCUAAUCUUGCUGCAAGGAACCUGGCUUCUGGCACCGCCCAGGGGACCCCCUUGUCCAGCGGUGCCGCUCCUCCCUUCGCUGCCUCUGCCAGGGAGUCUCCUCUCUCGAACACGGUGGCUCCCUCAUCGUGCAUGCAAUGGAAUGGAGAAUCUCUGACUUGGCAACACCAGGGCACGCAGACGGAGUGGACCUAUGAGAGCAUGUCGGCAUCUAUAAAAUUACCAUUAGCAAUGGAACAAGAAAGCUCAACGGCAAUACUAACCUCCUCAAAGGCAGUAUACAUCACCAGCAAAGUGCCACAAAAGGAAGAAAAUGUCAUGGACUUUGUCUCUCAAGGGAGCUGUUUGGAUGGCGUAUUGAAUGAGCCUGCUGACACGCAGGACGGCAAGGACCUCGACAACAGUCUUUUUAACAGCUCCUAUCAGUCAGUGCUUAGGGCCCUGCUGAAAGGCUCGGCGACUCGCAGUGAACUGGAAGAGGAUAUUGACAUUCCCCUGACUGGGCAUCUGGACAGCGAAGCCAGAAGGAAGCUGGGAAGUCUGCUGAAGAAAAAUUAUGACAAAUACAAGGAAACAAUCCUCUGGAAUUUGAAGAAACGUGAAAACUUAUUCAGCCCCCAAAUUGUAGAGGUACCUACUUUCACAUUUCAUUUACCGAGUCAACCACCAAAAGAAGAAGAGGAGUCUGAGACAGAAGUCAAAAAAUCUCAUCGUACUGUUCGCCAAAAGGAAAAAUUAGAAGUAGAUACAGAAUGGAUAAAGAGCAAGACUGAGGUACAAGAAGGUGAUGGAAAAUUAAUUCUCUACCCCAGUGAGAAUGUCUUCCAAAUUAUCUUUCAUGAUGGAUCAGGCCAGAUCCAUUAUCCAUCAGGUAAUGUGGCUCUGCUCAUCCUCAGUACAAAAGAGAGAGAGCUCACAUACAUCAUUCUGGAAGACAGCGAAGAAAUGUGUUUCCGGGCCUUUGUCAACAACUCUGGCCACGCCACUUUCUAUGAUGAAAACGGAGAAAUCUGGUUGAGCCUGAGCCAAAACCUGGGCUACUACUUCAACAAGAGCAAACGGCAAAAGGCCUGGAACUGGUGGAAUCUCAAUGUUCACACCCACGCACCCCCUGUCCAGUCCAUCUCCUUGAAAAUCAACCGGUACAUCAAGGUGAAAAUAACGGGCCAGGAUAAGAUCAUCUUCCGCUUCGUCCACCAGAAGAAGCACAUUUGCUUAAACCUGGGCACCAAGUACAAGUUCAUACUCCCAGAGACGCUGAGUGAGAUGCAACAGAAAGCAGUCCUGGAGGUGGAAUCUGGUUCAACAGCUCGCAAGAUCCACAUCCUUCUGGGAAAAAUUAGUAAAAUCCUGAAUUUCCUGACCACCUCUGAUUUGGAAAUCUUCAUCAAGGCUGCCAAGAUCUUGCUAGCAAGCACUAUGAGUAUGACGAAGAAGUCGCCCCUGCCAGACUAAGGCAGCCACCAGCCUGUCCCAGGGCUUCGCCAGCACCUACCACCUGUCUCAGGAGGGUGCAGGGUCAGCAGUGCCGAGCAGUACCCUAAAGCCCUGUUUAUGUCUGUGACAGUUGGCUUGUAAUUUAACCCAUCACAGCUCCUUGAUUUGAAAAAAAAAAAAAAGUUUGGGGGGAGGCUGACAGCAUCUGUGCUUGAAAAGACUAAAUAAUCAGAAACUACUAAGUUCAGCCCUGACCUGACAACAUUAAAAGCAAGUUAUUUGUUAGGCAACACAUGUCCAGACCUGUCCUGCCUGCUUCUACUGGUCUCUGGAAUGCAGUUCUUGCUCAGCCCUGUGUUUGGGUGACUCAGGAUCUGACUGUCUCAGAGCCGAGCCCCGCCAGCUCUUGGCUGUGUGACCGUAGGCAAGUAGCUCUAUGCUUGUUUCCUCAUCAGUGAGAGGAGUCUAGAGAUAAUACGCCAGGAGGCCCUCACUAAUCACCACCUCACCACAAACACCCGACCGACCUUCUGUCCCUGCCAAGGCAGAGGGAAACCCAGACAGGAAACCGACACCAGCCUGCAGCAAGGUCCCCAAACCAGGGGCUGGCUGGGAGCACAAAAAGGCCCGCCCCAAGCCCGCUCCGGUAGCUGGGGCCCUUUUGCUCGCUGGUAACAGUCACCAAUUCAAGCAGGGAACGCUAAAUGGGAAGUGGGCACUCCGGAUGGGAGCUACAGAGGGCCUUAGGGAGGACUGGGGCACAGGCUCCUCCAGAGUCAGGAGGGCUUUGUCCUCUUCGUGGCAACACUCGUCUUGCUCUGAAGACAUGUUUUCUGUGCAUCUCAGGUCACGCAUCUUUGUCUCUCAAAAGACCUGACUGGCCUGGUGUGAUCAGGAGGCCAUGACGGAGCGAGUAGUUCUGUAAACAUGGCUCCUAGCUGAAGCCUGAGCAUGGGGAAGGACAGUGGUUUCCAGAGAAGGGAUACUCAGGAGCUGGGCAGCCCCCUCUCCGUGUGCCUUUCAUACAUCCCAGGGACCCUGCAAACUUCCCAGGCUGGCCUCAUGGCAGCCUAAACGAAGACCAGUAUAGGGAACCCCUUCUUCCCAGCCCAUUCUAGCAAUCAGCCAUCCCAGCUGUCAACAGUGACACCAAGCCCCACCUCCGAG
Molecule: messenger RNA, 4087 nt
Organism: Manis pentadactyla (Chinese pangolin)
Lineage: Eukaryota; Metazoa; Chordata; Mammalia; Pholidota; Manidae
Gene: ERICH6B
Product: glutamate rich 6B
Exons: 15
Coding region: 854-2938 (694 amino acids)
Source: RefSeq, a predicted model, not a curated record